This is a messenger RNA of Entamoeba histolytica HM-1:IMSS, 609 nucleotides long. RefSeq lists its product as uncharacterized. The transcript has a single exon. Gene Ontology annotation, molecular function: nucleic acid binding. NCBI's taxonomy places the organism in Eukaryota, Evosea, Mastigamoebida, Endamoebidae. The coding region runs from base 1 to 609 and encodes 202 amino acids. The record is from RefSeq and is a predicted model, not a curated record.
AUGACAAGCUCUGUAAAACAGGAACUUUUCAGAAAUAUUAUGGAUGAAAAUGGGAUGAUUGACUCUUAUCUUCAUUGUAAAGAAAUAUCAGUCAUUGCUUUUCAACAAGACAUGCCUGUUUAUUCUCCAUUUGGUAAUUUUUUAAGUCAAUGCCUUGAAAAUGGUAUUGAUCCAUCAUUAGAGUUAAUUAGAAUAGAAGAAAGUAUUCCUAAAGAUGAACCAGAACAAUGUGAACUUAAGUUAUAUUCAAUUAAUAAUAAUGUUUAUAAAGCUCUUCCAUCUAAAUUACCAAAAGAAGUUAUUUUAGCUAUUAGAAGAAUACCAACAAAGGUUCAACAAGUAGUUUUAUCCCAAAAUUCUUUUGUCCAAACAAUUGACAAACUUAUACUUAAUUAUAUUAAAAAUAAAGAUUCUGAUAUUUUAGAAUUUAAAUUAGAAAAUAAUUAUGAACGUCUCUUAUGCCAUGCUAUUGCUGAUUAUUAUAACCUUAAUUCUUAUUCUACUGGUAAUGGAAAAUUUAGAGUAACUCGUGUCAAUACAUCAGAAAAUAAUGGAAUUAUUCCAUCUCUUUCGUUAACAGAACUCUCUUCAAAAUUAUCAUUUGAUUGA